CCCGAGGGCCGCCCGCCGGGCCGCACCCCGCGAGAGGGCGCUGGCGGCGGCAGGCCGCUGCCCGGGAAGGCUGAAGUUUGAAAAAAGUGCCGGUUGCUGGCGGCGCCGGCCGCAGCAAUGGCGUCGGGGACCCCGCAGGGCAGCUGUCUCUUGCAGCUGGGCAAUGGUGUGAACUUAAUGGAUCCAAGCUUCCAGCAAAAACUGGAGGGUGAGAAGGAACUACUUCGCCGCGCUAUACAGAAGGAACUGAAGAUUAAAGAGGGAGCAGAAAACCUGCGUAAAGCGACAACAGACAGAAAGAAUCUUGCUCAUAUAGAGCAUGUGCUGAAAGCUUCCAACCGAAAACUGGAGCAACUACAUUGGGAACUUCAGGAGCUUAACGCAAGGAUUGUAAUAACAGACAAAGAGGAGAGUAAGGCAGAUGGAUCUGUAUCUCCAGAUUCUUGUCUCUGGGAAAGAAACCUGGACCCCAUGGCAAGGAAGGUUGAAGCUCUGAAAAAGCAGCUGCAUGUUGAAAUGAAAGUGAAACAAGGAGCUGAGAACAUGAUCCAAAUGUAUUCAACGUCCAAGGAGCGGAAGCUGCUGGCUACAGCUCAGCAGAUGCUUCAGGACAGCAAGACAAAGAUUGAAAUAAUCCGCAUGCACAUUGUGAAAGUAUCUCAGUCAACAGGAGGGAUGGAAGAUACAGUGGAUCCAGCAGUGAGGAUGGGGACCACCAUCAGUGCUUUGGAGCUGCGUAUUGAGGAGCUGAGACAUCACCUGCGCAUUGAAGCUGCUGUAGCUGAGGGGGCAAAAAAUGUGCUGAAGAUCCUAGGAGGGAAUCGGGUACAGGAUCGCAAGUUUUUGGCUGAGGCUCAGGGUCGUUUGCAAGAAUCAUCUCAGAAGAUUGACCUGCUGCGUUUGUCCUUGGAACAUCAACUUAGUGAGCUUUCUCCCGAUCAUCCAAAAAGAGCACUCAUCAAGCAGGAACUAAUAAAUACUUCCUCCCUGGGAGCUCAGCAUGGUGGCAUCCAACCUACUUCAGUCAUCAAAUCUACAGCCCUUACAGGAACACUGGAAGUGAGACUGAUGGGGUGUCAGGAUCUAUUGGAAAAUGUUCCAGGACGUUCCCGAAUGACUAGUUCUUCUCCCAUCUGUGGCAGCCCGAGUGAUUUGAGGUCCCUUUCACGAACACGAGUUGGCUUGGGUAUCCAUGGUCGUAGUGUUGCAGGAAAGUACCUGCGGAGCGAAGAGCCAUGUAAUGAGGUACUUGCUGUGCUCAAAGUGGACAAUAAAGUGGUUGGCCAAACAAACUGGGGACUGGUUAAUAAUCAGGCAUGGGACCAGAGCUUUGUCAUUGAGCUAGACCGGUCUCGUGAGCUAGAAAUUGCAAUUUAUUGGAGAGACUGGAGAGAACUAUGUGCGGUGAAGUUUUUACGUUUGGAUGAUUUCCUUGAUAAUGAACGUCACGGGAUGUGUCUCUCACUCGAACCCCAAGGAAUGCUUUUUGCAGAGGUGAUGUUCAGUAAUCCCAUCAUUGAGAGGAAGCCAAAACUGCAGCGACAGAAACGCAUUUUCCCCAAACAGAAAGGGAAGGAAUUUCUCCGAGCUCCUCAAAUGAACAUGAAUGUUGCUGCUUGGGGUCGAUUGAUGAUGAGUUUCCUCCCUCCAUGUAGUUCCAUGAGCACCCUGAGUCCCCCACUUCAUGAUCCUGUGCACACAGACUUCUCUCCGGUUCCCCUGCAAAGUCACGUUGACUCAGUUUCCAAACUGAGUAGCGACUUUCCUGUGGCUAAGCUUACGGUUCCUGAUGAAGCUCCACCCAAGCCUCCACGCCUUUUUCUGAUGGCCAACUCCAAAGAAUCAACACUGUCUCCUGCAGAUUCUCCGUGUCUGAAGAGGCUGCAUGUUGAGAAGUCUUGCGGCUCUGCUAUGACAGAAUUUCCAAUCCUGGCAUCUCCAAGGAAAAGGACAGUUCAGCUUGAGGAUUUUCACUGCAUUGCUAUGUUGGGACGUGGCCACUUUGGGAAGGUACUGCUGGCCCAAUACAAGGCAACUGGGAAGCUGUAUGCUAUCAAAGCCUUGAAGAAAAAAGAUAUUAUUAGGAGAGAUGAAAUUGAUAGCUUGAACUGUGAGAAGCGAAUAUUUGAAGUGGUCAAUUCUUCUGAUCAUCCAUUCCUUGUGAACAUGUUUGCGUGUUUCCAGACACCUCAUCAUGCUUGUUUUGUGAUGGAAUAUACUCCAGGUGGUGAUCUUAUGAUGCGCAUACAUGAAGAUAUCUUUCCGGAACAUGUGGCACAGUUUUAUACAGCCUGCGUAGUCUUGGGGCUCCAGUUCUUGCACGAGAAGAAAAUUGUUUAUAGGGACCUGAAAUUGGAUAAUCUUCUUUUAGACGCAGAAGGAUUUGUGAAGAUUGCAGAUUUUGGAUUGUGUAAGGAAGGAAUAGGUUUUGGAGACCGCACAAACACCUUCUGUGGCACCCCUGAAUUUCUGGCUCCAGAAGUCCUGACCGACAUCUCUUACACUCGGGCAGUAGACUGGUGGGGACUGGGCGUACUCAUUUAUGAGAUGCUUGUUGGCGAGUCACCAUUCCCUGGAGAUGAUGAGGAAGAAGUCUUUGACAGUAUUGUCAACGAUGAAGUCCGGUAUCCACGAUUCCUUUCAUCUGAGGCACUUUCUAUAAUCCGUAAGCUUCUUCGGAAAUGUCCAGAGCGUAGACUGGGAGCAGGGGAAAAAGAUGCAGAAGAGAUUAAAAUCCAGGCCUUUUUUAAGGAAAUUGAUUGGGAUGCCCUGUUUGCCAGGACUCUGAAGCCCCCUUUUGUGCCCACUUUAAGAGAUCCCACCGACAUUAGCAAUUUUGAUGAAGAGUUCACAUCACAAAAGCCAAUCCUUACUCCUCCAGAGGAGGUUGCUCUGCUAACCCAUAAGGAGCAGACUGUCUUCAAGGACUUUGACUUUGUCUCCAGACACCUUUUAGAAGUUUGAUUCCUGUGCUGUAAGAAACAUGAACAGAUUGUUACCACCUUGAGAGAGCGUAGAGAGGACUUGGCAUGGGCAAUGGAAAAGUCAACAGAAUUCGUAGAACUGGUAGUGCUGAUGACCCCGGGAUGAGAGUGCCCUGCAAGCUCAGUUAACCUGCUGUGGUUUUCUCAGCCUCGUUUGUCAGAGGGAUACUGGAUAUCAGUUAUCUGUAAGGAGUAAUUUGUGUUUGACAGGAUGUAUCUUUUGCUGCAUUGAAUAUAGAUGGAAAUUUGAAAUUUAAGUGGAACUUAGAGAAAUCAAAUAAUCUUCGCAACCCAGGUUACUCUUUGCAAAAAGCCUAAGUAGGUAGCACGGCUUUUUAAAGUUGCAUAGUAGCAGGGGGAAUGGACGCUGCUCACCUGUUUUCUAGAAAAGCAUUCCCUGUUUGUAACAAUUUUAUGCCCGUUUCCAGUUAUAACUGUGCAUGCCAGAGAAGGAAUGGAUUUUAACACUACCAAGACAAUGACGUUUGGGUUUGAUAAUGAUCCAAGUGACUUCUCUUAAGGAAAAGGAGUCUCUCUCUACUUUUGAGGAUGCUGAAACUUAGCUGUUGUUUUUAAUGAUAUAAAACCACCACAGCUUUGCACAUGCUUUUUUAUUAUUAUUAUUAAUAAAAGAUACCUUUCCUUAUAAUGA
Molecule: messenger RNA, 3636 nt
Organism: Falco peregrinus (peregrine falcon)
Lineage: Eukaryota; Metazoa; Chordata; Aves; Falconiformes; Falconidae
Gene: PKN3
Product: protein kinase N3
Exons: 22
Coding region: 118-2964 (948 amino acids)
Biological process (GO): protein phosphorylation; signal transduction
Molecular function (GO): ATP binding; small GTPase binding; protein serine/threonine kinase activity
Source: RefSeq, a predicted model, not a curated record